Molecule: messenger RNA, 438 nt
Organism: Pseudovirgaria hyperparasitica
Lineage: Eukaryota; Fungi; Ascomycota; Dothideomycetes; Acrospermales; Acrospermaceae
Exons: 2
Coding region: 1-438 (145 amino acids)
Source: RefSeq, a predicted model, not a curated record
AUGUCCCUCCAAACCCUCUCCCGCAGCGCCCUGCGCACCACCACCACCACCACCACCACAACCAGCACCACGACAAGCACCACAACCCCCCGCCUAACAGCCCUCUCCCGCCCCUUCAAGCCCACCCACACACACCUCACACGCCUGACAUCCAUCACCGCCGCCGCCCCAUUCAGCACAACCAAGAAGCUCCCGGGUGGCCACGAAAGCCACUACGACCCGCCCAGCGGCUGGCUCUUUGGCGUCCCGCCGGGGCAGAAGUACGAGAAGGAAGGGUGGGAGAAUGUUUGGUUUUAUGGGUUUUUUGGCAGCUUUUUGGUUGCGGGGGUGGCGUUUGCGUUUAAGCCUGAUACUAGUAUUCAGACUUGGGCGUUGGAGGAGGCGCGGAGACGGCUUGAGGCGGAGGGGAUUUUGGAGGAUCCGGAGAGGAAGGCGUAG